CUCUUCCGCGUCAAGAAACAAUGAAAAAUCCAGUAUAAUUAGAAACGAUCAAAGAAUCGUUCAAUUUCUGGAAAAUCCAUAAAGAAAACUUAAACUGGACCGCGAUGAUAAGAAUAGGAACAAAGGAGGUUCUUUUUCACAGUCCUUAUGGACGUGAAAGGUACUCAAAGAACCAUGUGAACGAAAGAUGUUUCAGAUGUCACAAUUCCAAGGAUCAUAUUCAAUGCUUUGUUUUGCUUGCAAUGUUAUACGCCAUAGGAAUUGACAUUUAAUCCCUUGUGCUUUCUUUCUCAACGCUCGCUCAACAUCUUCGUUGUUGAUACUGAAACCGACAACUGGCAGUCGACAACAUCAAAUUCCGUCCUCUUUUCCCAUUACUUCUUCAGCUCCAAUUCCCAAGCUUCAGGUAAGCAACAAGACACAAUGGCGGAGAAGAGACGCGCGCCCGACGACUAUGUGGAGGAUCUGACAAAACGACCUGAGCCAAAGACGUUCAAGAAAGUACGAUUCCAGCUUCCUCGGAAUGAAGAAGGCCUUCCUGAGAAAGACGUUCCAGCUACAAAUACAGAUGACGAGCUGAUGGCAAGAAGGCGUGUAAUGCGCGUGAAGGAGCUGGCUCACGAUAUUCUGGCUGCGAUGUACUACGACAUCCAUCGACUCUGCUGGCUCCGCAAUGACCUCAUGCACAACCGUAUCGAACGCUAUCCGGACCUACAUUUCUACAAAACUCAGCAUCAAGAAGCAACCUGGCUAUUAGACAGAGCUAUUCGCCAGGAAAUGCUUGCAAAGGUAGGCCAGACAAGCGGUCACGAUUGGACUUACGUAUCGAAGCAGGAAGCACGCCGUGUUGGUCAAUUCAUUCGACGAUUGAAUUGGAGGAUAUUGGCCAUUUGUGCACUCUCAGAAGCCUUCCGUUUGGCAUUUUAUAACGAAGAUCAAAAGGUCUGGGCAGUUUUGAUGCUCAAGAUCAAGGAAAACUGGGCCAGCAUUGACGUCUUUGCGCAGUCGCGAGGCUUGGACUGGCAAGGCCAGCUAUUGAAACAUGCGGACAAACAGAUACUGGGGCUUCAGCACGCACUGAUCCCGAGGUCCGAUGUGGCUCAUGACCACUUUCAUCAUAUGGUCCUUGCAAAUGGCUCUUUUCGAAGGCCUGUGUACGAAGGGCAGAGCCAGAUCAACAUCAGCCACGGGAAUAUAUUCAAUCCCAGCUACUUCAAAGACAAGAAAGACCCCACGAUUCGCGUUCACGACCGCGACGGACCUUGCGAUCUCUGUUAUGCAGAGCGCGAAUGCAAUUGCAGAAUACCUCGCCCGAUUCUUGCAAUGUGUUUGGUUGAACUUGUUGACUAUCCUCAUAAAGGAAUUGGAGUAAGGGCUCUGGCCAGAUUCAAGAAGGGAGACAUCCUCGACGAGUAUGUCGGGGAGCUUCGGCCUGUAGACUACAAGGAUGAUCGUGUAUACGCUCUGCUGCACGAAUCCAAGAUGACUGAAGGUCAUCCACUCGCUUUGAUAUCGGCGAAACGGCAUGGGAAUUGGACUCGGUACCUCAAUCACUCUUGCAAGCCGUCGACGACGUUUCUCAAGAUGACUGUCGGCAAGAGAACCAUUAUGGCCGUCCAGGCAGUCAGGGAUAUUGACAUUUUCGAGGAGAUUACUAUUGAUUAUGGCACGGGCUACUGGAAGAAUAGGAAGUGUCUUUGUGGGGAACCUGGUUGUUGCUCGCAGGCUGCCACCGAAGAGGAGACUGAGGCUUGAAUUCUCAUCAACUUUUCUCGUUAGUGCAUUGAUUUUGCACUUUACAGCACUUGUCAUGUUUGGGUGAUUGCGAUUAAUAUUCAAGUAUUCAUAAGAGGUUUUGUAUCUAAUGAUCAGGUUGUGGGUUU
Molecule: messenger RNA, 1883 nt
Organism: Aspergillus novofumigatus IBT 16806
Lineage: Eukaryota; Fungi; Ascomycota; Eurotiomycetes; Eurotiales; Aspergillaceae
Product: SET domain protein
Exons: 1
Coding region: 424-1755 (443 amino acids)
Biological process (GO): regulation of DNA-templated transcription
Cellular component (GO): chromatin; nucleus
Molecular function (GO): protein binding; histone H3K36 methyltransferase activity
Source: RefSeq, a predicted model, not a curated record